This is a messenger RNA of Strongylus vulgaris, 1170 nucleotides long. The record is from the annotation of a GenBank genome assembly. Lineage: Eukaryota; Metazoa; Nematoda; Chromadorea; Rhabditida; Strongylidae.
CUGGAAUUGCGUAAGCGUGAGCGUACAGCUCUUUUACUACUACGACGCCGAAAUGCCAUGUUCAAGUGGGCAGACUCAGUCGAUAACGCUGAGCUGCUACAACAACAUCAACAACAACAAAUGGAACUACAACAACAACAACAACAGCAGAUCGGUGGCGGUGGGCUGUUUGGUGGAGGUCUUCGUGGACUAGUGGCUGCUGCAAAGGCAGCUGGAGCACAGCGACCGUACUCAUUGUACACCCCUCUCGAAGAUGCGCCGAAGUCGACUAAGAGCAGUGACGAAGGCGAUGAAACUCCAACGCGAUAUUCGCCUCCACAAGAAGUGCCGAAAGCAGUUACUGCUGGUCGUCGUAUCUCUGAUAUGUUCUCACGAAUACGUCGUGGUGCUGGUGCUGUCGCACACGAUCCCCCUCAGCAGUAUGCACCACGUUUCAACUACUAUCGUGAGAGAUCGUCACAGUACGAUGAGACGGAACAAUUGUUACCAUCUCAACGCUCAAGGACGCCAUCGCCGCGGUAUUCAAGCCUUCAUGGAAGAAGCAGUCCUCCAAGCCCUGCAGAGCGCUAUCCACCUCGCUAUAGAUCUCGAGGUGAGAAGGUUUGCUCGUUCAUGCUGAAACAAAUUGUUGGUGAAAAAUUCGCAGUAAAACGACAUUAUGAUAGACUCCUCCCCAGCUACAGUCAUAUGCGAUGCUUAUGUACCGAUUUAGGAAAUGGACCAAUUCCAGGACGCAAUGGCUGUAACGGAGGAGGAGCUUAUCGAACAGCCAAUCCUCAAACUUCCAAUUCUCCUCCAUCUUCCUCCGAUUACGCCAUGUCGAUACGAGAUCCAGCGCUUCGUGUGCCUCGCUUUCCUUCGAGUGCUUCUCAUUCUUCUAUGGGUCAAUUUGCAUCUCCACAAUAUAGGCCUCCUUCAGUAGUUUCUCCAAUGCGCUCACAUCGUCAGGAAUACUAUACAGCUAGAGAAAAUUAUUAUGACAUACCAUCGCCAAGUCCUGCAGGAAAUGAUAUGUAUCAUGGGUAUAACCGUUCAUCUCCGUCUCGAUACUCGUCUGUUGUCUACGCUCACGAUACUGGUCCUCGCACUAGGGUUAUCCAGGCCCAAUCUGGCACAAUCCCGCUCAGCGAUUCUGAAUCGGAUGACCAGGAGCGAUGGGCCGUUGUUUGA